AUGGGCGAAGAGCAAGUUGGUGUGGCGCGCAUCGGCUGUGUGUGCCGGCAGGUCCGGGACAGGCCCGACUUCGACAUCGACGAGCUGAUCAACACGGUUUGGAGCGAGGACAACGAUGACAAUGAGAGGGACGACGCGCAACCGCGUGCGGCGAGUCUGACAGACUCGAGCCUGGACAUGGAGUGGACAUGUGAGUCCCACGCGCGAGCCUGGCACGCAUGCGUGCUCUACGAUCGCGUCUGCCCCUGGGACGGCCUCAUCAUCCUCGUCCACAUCACGGCGGCGGCGGCGCGAGCGGCGAAGCCCUCCCCACUCCUUUUCACAAGUACGUCGGCGGCGGGGGAGAGCGUGCUUCGACCCCUGGGCCACAGCGUGCCCCUCGCCCGGGGCGCGGGCGGUGGGACGUGCGAGACGUACGUGGCGAACAGGGAGGAGGAGGAGGCCAAGGCGCGGGUGCGGGCGGCGGAGAUCUUGGUGGAGAUGGCGGCAGAGGGCGACGAAGUCGAAACCGCGGACCUGGACGGCGACUACGACGACCGCCGCCACGACCACGACCACGAAAUGGGCGAAGAGCAGGUCGGAGUGGCGCGCAUCGACCGCGUGCCCCAGCAGGUUCAAGACGGGCUCGACAUGGGCAUCGAGCGGGCGUACUUCGGGAUUAGAGACAUCUUCGUCACUGGCGAGGUUGCACCCCCGCGCGAUACUGGCAAGCCUGGCGUGCUCUACGGCGGCCACGUCCGCCCUUGGGACGGCCUUGUCGUCCUCAUCCGCGUCCAGAUCCCGCCAGUGGGCGGUCCAUGUCCCGGUCCUCUCGCGAACCACAUCGAGGGCGCCACGCUCGACGGACAGCGCACGAAUGUGCCCUCCCUUCAGAGAGAAACCCCCUGGGGGUCUCUCCCGCACCUCGCCCUUCUCUGCACCCUCUCCAGCCCGCUGUCGCCGCCGCCGCCGCACCACUAA
This is a messenger RNA of Epithele typhae, 960 nucleotides long. RefSeq lists its product as uncharacterized. The transcript is spliced from 4 exons. NCBI's taxonomy places the organism in Eukaryota, Fungi, Basidiomycota, Agaricomycetes, Polyporales, Epitheliaceae. Bases 1 to 960 code for a protein of 319 amino acids. The record is from RefSeq and is a predicted model, not a curated record.